Penicillium verhagenii is the source of this 417-nucleotide messenger RNA. Its product is annotated as DUF504 domain-containing protein. The record is from RefSeq and is a predicted model, not a curated record. The transcript has 2 exons. Bases 1 to 417 code for a protein of 138 amino acids. NCBI's taxonomy places the organism in Eukaryota, Fungi, Ascomycota, Eurotiomycetes, Eurotiales, Aspergillaceae.
AUGGCGUUGUCUGCCCCUAUGGAUGAAUCAAUCUGUACGGAGCAUGUACAUGAUUCAACCCAACAAUCUCCCAGCUGUGAUUCCAUCGACAUGCGAAUUGAUUAUUCAUGCCCGGUGGCCAAACUGGGCCAGAAUAGGUUACGACCCGCUUCAGAUAUCAUCAAUCGCAUAAUUUGGGAUUCGAGCUACAGUUCCGAUAAUUAUACCAUUGUAUUCCUCGAUCGGUUCCAAGGCGAGCUGGAGAUAUCCUUUGAGAGUUGGAAGAAGGAGUCGACGGAUGAGGAAUUCAUUCCCCAACAUCGUGUUCUGUGCAUUAAGCAGAUCGAUGGUAAGAUUGUUUGGGACCGACGCAGGCGGGUCGAUCUAAUCUUCAAAAGUGGGAACUCGGCAUUCAGUGAGCUUGCAUUUCUUGCUUAA